AGAGCCCCCACGUUGGUACGAGUUACGACAGAAGGGGUAGGGGAGAAAGGGGGUUGUAGUGCAGGGUGGGAGCUUGUUCCUGUUGACGUGUCCACACAAUCUGAAAGGAAGGUGUCCAUUUCUGGAUGGUCAUAUACUCUCGUAGGGUAACAGCGUGGUGUAUUUUUGUUUUUGCUAAGUCUGGUGGUCUUCUAAAUAGCUAAUUCUUGAUUAAAUGUUAUUUAAUUUACAGCAAAAUACUUCAAGUACUUCAAGAGAGUGAACUUUGUUUUCUAGGCUUCAUAUUUGAAAAGAUACAAGCUGUUAUUUUCACUUCAGCUGAAUAUGUGUGCCUUUAGAGAAAUAGUAACUGUUCUGUCUUAGCUUUAAUACCAAAUAUAAGUUUUUGUAACAUAUUUUGUGCAUAAGGCACAGUUAUUGCUUGGUCUAAUGGGAUAGUGUUUAAGAUUUUGUUUUAUUUUUUUUGUUCAAGUUGCCGUUAUUUUAAUUCUAUUUUUAAAAAUUAAAACAGUAAAAUAAGAUGUUUCCUGUAUUAUAGUGAUAUUAAUGUAAUUUAAUUGGUUUAUAUCAACUAAAAAUAAAGUUGGGGCUUUGUGAGCUAAAUUUAUAUGUGAUAUAUUAAAUCCAUUAUUGUUUUGUGUGUUUUUUGUUUUUUCCCCCCCCCCCCAGGACUAUUUCCUAAAGGAGUUCCAGUUGCUUGUUUUCAUGACUUUGAGCCUAUUUAAUCAGAGAUGGAGCAGAUGGACUGCAAACCCUACCAGCCACUGUCAAAAGUUAAACAUGAAGUGGAUCUAACUUACACAAGUUCUUCAGAUGAAAGUGAAGAUGGGGGAAAGCAAAGGCAAUCUUAUGACUCAAGAGAAACUCUGAAUGAGUAUAGCCAAGAGCUAAGACUUAACUAUAACAGUCAUAGCAGAAAAAGAAAAACCAUUGACCAGUCCACGCAAGACAUGGAAUUCUGUGAGACUCCCCAUAUCCUGUGCUCCGGCUAUCAAACAGAUUUACACGGUGUAGCUGAGCACAGUUACCCGCUAGAGGUGGGCUCAGACGUGGAUACUGAAACAGAAGGUGGUGCGUCCCCGGAUCAUGCCCUGAGGAUGUGGAUGAGGGGGAUGAAGUCGGAACACAGCUCCUGUUUGUCGAGCCGGGCAAACUCAGCCUUGUCCCUCACUGACACUGACCAUGAGAGGAAGUCUGAUGGGGAGAAUGAUAUGCCAGGUAGCCCACACAACCAGUUCACCUUCAGACCCCUCCCGCCGCCGCCUCCACCACCACACGCGUGCACCUGCGCCAGAAAACCACCUCCGACAGCUGAUUCUCUCCAGAGAAGAUCAAUGACCACCCGCAGCCAGCCCAGUCCUGCUGCCCCAACUCCCCCCACCAGUACGCAAGAUUCGGUGCAUCUCCAUAACAGCUGGGUCCUCAACAGCAACAUCCCGCUGGAAACCAGGCAUUUCCUAUUUAAACAUGGAUCUGGGUCUUCAGCUAUCUUCAGCGCGGCCAGUCAGAACUAUCCUCUAACAUCCAAUACUGUUUACUCUCCACCUCCUAGGCCUCUUCCUAGAAGUACCUUUUCUAGACCUGCCUUCACUUUUAACAAACCUUACAGGUGUUGCAACUGGAAGUGCACUGCUUUGAGUGCUACUGCUAUUACCGUUACCCUGGCCUUGUUGCUAGCCUAUGUUAUCGCAGUACACUUGUUUGGUUUAACCUGGCAACUACAGCCUGUUGAAGGGCAGCUAUAUGAAAAUGGAGUUAGCAAAGGAAAUAAAGGAACAGAAUCCAUGGAUACUACUUACUCACCCAUCGGAGGAAAAGUUUCUGAUAAAACGGAAAAAAAAGUGUUUCAGAAGGGACGGGCCAUAGACACAGGAGAAGUUGAGAUUGGAGCACAAGUUAUGCAGACGAUCCCCCCUGGUUUAUUCUGGCGCUUUCAGAUUACUAUACAUCACCCCAUGUACCUGAAAUUUAACAUUUCACUGGCGAAGGAUUCUCUGCUGGGGAUUUAUGGCAGAAGAAACAUUCCACCUACUCACACGCAGUUUGACUUUGUAAAACUGAUGGAUGGAAAACAGUUAAUUAAACAGGAACCAAAAAACUCCGAGGAGGCUCAGCAAGCUCCCAGGAAUCUGAUCUUAACUUCACUGCAGGAGACAGGUUUCAUCGAGUAUAUGGAUCAAGGAGCUUGGCAUAUGGCAUUCUACAAUGAUGGAAAGAAAGUGGAGCAAGUGUUUGUACUAACUACAGCGAUUGAAAUCCUGGAUGACUGCUCCACUAAUUGCAAUGGGAACGGAGAAUGUAUAUCGGGGCAUUGCCACUGUUUCCCGGGAUUCCUUGGUCCUGAUUGCGCAAAAGAUUCGUGUCCAGUGCUGUGCAGCGGAAAUGGAGAAUAUGAGAAAGGUCACUGUGUGUGUCGAAAUGGGUGGAAAGGACCGGAGUGUGAUGUUCCCGAAGAGCAGUGUAUUGAUCCGACCUGCUUUGGCCAUGGUACUUGUAUCAUGGGCGUCUGCAUCUGCGUCCCUGGAUACAAAGGAGAGAUUUGUGAGGAAGAGGACUGCUUGGAUCCGAUGUGCUCCGGCCAUGGUGUGUGCGUUCAAGGGGAGUGCCACUGCUCCACGGGCUGGGGCGGUGUGAACUGCGAGACGGCGCUCCCCGUGUGCCAGGAGCAGUGCUCGGGGCACGGGACUUUCCUCCUGGACACGGGACUCUGCAGCUGUGAACCUCAGUGGACAGGUUCAGACUGUUCAACAGAGCUAUGCACCCUGGACUGUGGCAGCCACGGCGUCUGUUCAAGAGGGAUAUGCCAGUGUGAAGAGGGCUGGGUGGGACCAACCUGUGAAGAACGUACCUGCCACUCUCACUGUGCUGAACACGGCCAGUGCAAGGACGGGAAGUGUGAGUGCAGCCCUGGAUGGGAAGGGGACCACUGCACCAUCGAUGGCUGCCCAGGUCUCUGUUAUGGAAAUGGGAGGUGCACUCUUGAUCAGAAUGGAUGGCACUGUGUUUGUCAAGUGGGCUGGAGUGGCUCAGGAUGUAACGUUGUCAUGGAAAUGGUGUGCGGAGAUAACCUGGACAAUGAUGGAGAUGGCUUGACAGACUGUGUAGACCCUGACUGUUGUCAGCAAAGCAAUUGUUACGCAAGUCCUCUCUGCCAGGGUUCGCCUGAUCCCCUUGACCUUAUUCAGCACAGCCAACCGCCUUUCUCUCAGCAUCCUCCAAGGCUCUUUUAUGAUCGAAUCAGAUUCCUUAUUGGGAAGGAAAGCACUCAUGUAAUCCCAGGAGAUGUCUCAUUUGAGAGCAGACGGGCAUGUGUCAUUCGAGGCCAGGUGGUGGCAAUAGACGGAACGCCGUUGGUUGGUGUGAACGUCAGCUUUCUGCACCACAAUGAGUACGGAUACACCAUCAGUCGACAAGACGGAAGUUUUGACCUUGUGGCUGUUGGAGGCAUCUCCGUCACUCUAGUUUUUGACAGAUCUCCUUUCAUACCUGAAAAAAGGACACUUUGGUUGCCUUGGAAUAGAUUUGUCAUCGUAGACAAAGUUGUAAUGCAAAGAACAGAGUCGGACACACCGUCCUGUGACAUCAGUAGUUUUAUCAGUCCAAAUCCGAUUGUACUCCCUUCACCCUUGACAGCAUUCGGAGGGUCCUGUCCUGAAAGAGGAACCGUUAUUCCAGAGCUACAGGUGGUCCAGGAGGAAAUCCCAAUUCCUUCGAGUUUUGUGAAGCUGAGUUAUCUCAGCAGUCGAACACCAGGUUAUAAAACUUUGCUGCGCAUUAUUUUGACACACACAACCAUCCCUCCCGGAAUGACAAAAGUCCAUCUGAUAGUUGCUGUUGAAGGACGUCUCCUUCAGAAAUGGUUUCCUGCUGCAGCCAACUUGGUCUACACGUUUGCCUGGAAUAAGACAGAUAUAUAUGGACAGAAGGUUUCUGGUCUGGCCGAGGCUAUGGUGUCGGUGGGAUAUGAAUAUGAAACAUGUCCUGAUUUUAUUCUGUGGGAGAAGAGAACGGUAAUCCUUCAAGGCUUUGAAAUGGAUGCUUCAAAUCUGGGAGGCUGGUCUAUAAACAAACACCAUGUAUUAAAUCCACAAAGUGGAAUUGUACACAAAGGAAAUGGUGAAAACAUGUUCAUUUCCCAGCAGCCGCCAGUCAUCUCAACCGUGAUGGGCAACGGACACCAGAGAAGUGUCUCUUGCUCCAACUGCAACGGUCUUGCUCUCAACAGCAAACUCUUUGCCCCGGUUGCUCUUGCUUCUGGGCCUGAUGGCAGCGUGUAUAUUGGUGACUUCAAUUUUGUCAGACGGAUCUUUCCCUCUGGAAACUCGAUCGGCAUAUUAGAAUUAAGGAAUAGAGACACAAGGCACAGUACAAGCCCUGCGCAUAAAUAUUACUUGGCCGUUGAUCCAGUGUCAGAAUCCCUUUACUUGUCAGAUACCAACACCAGAAAAGUCUACAAAGCAAAAUCUCUCAUUGAAACAAAGGAUCUGGCCAAAAACGCAGAUGUGGUGGCAGGAACAGGUGAUCAGUGCCUUCCAUUUGACCAGAGUCACUGUGGAGAUGGCGGAAAGGCAUCCGAGGCAUCUCUCAACAGUCCAAGAGGUAUCACUGUAGAUAAGCAUGGAUUUAUUUACUUCGUUGACGGUACCAUGAUUCGGAAAAUUGAUGAGAAUGGCGUGAUCACAACAAUAAUAGGUUCGAACGGCCUCACAUCAACCCAGCCAUUGAGCUGUGACUCUGGAAUGGACAUCACUCAGGUGCGGUUAGAGUGGCCAACAGACCUCACAGUGAACCCUCUAGACAAUUCGCUGUAUGUCCUGGACAACAACAUUGUCCUGCAGAUCUCUGAGAACAGGCGUGUGCGAAUUAUUGCAGGACGCCCCAUUCACUGCCAGGUGCCAGGCAUCGACCACUUCCUCGUCAGCAAGGUGGCUAUCCAUUCAACCCUGGAGUCAGCCAGGGCGAUCGCUGUAUCUCACAGCGGGAUACUCUACAUUGCAGAGACAGAUGAAAGAAAGAUCAACCGUAUACAACAGGUCACAACCAACGGUGAGAUCUCUAUAAUUGCUGGAGCCCCAUCAGAUUGUGACUGCAAGAUCGAUCCUAAUUGUGACUGUUUUUCAGGUGAUGGUGGAUAUGCCAAAGAUGCAAAGCUGAAAGCGCCUUCUUCUCUAGCCGUCUCUCCUGACGACACGCUGUACGUAGCAGACCUUGGCAAUGUGCGCAUCCGUGCAGUCAGCCGAAACAAGGCUCACCUCAGUGACACGAAUAUGUAUGAGAUUGCGUCGCCAGCGGACCAAGAACUGUAUCAGUUCACCAUCAACGGCACCCACCUGCACACGCUGAACCUCAUAACGAGGGACUACAUUUACAAUUUCACCUACAGCGGGGAAGGGGAUAUUGGCACCAUCACCAGCAGCAACGGGAAUUCGGUUCACAUCCGCAGAGACACAAGCGGGCUGCCCCUGUGGGUCGUGGUGCCGGGGGGCCAGGUGUACUGGCUGACAAUAAGCAGCAAUGGAGUUCUGAAAAGAGUUUAUGCCCAAGGCUACAACCUGGCUCUGAUGACAUAUCCCGGAAACACAGGGCUUUUAGCGACCAAAAGCGAUGAAAAUGGAUGGACGACUGUGUAUGAGUAUGACUCCGAUGGGCAUCUGACCAACACAACCUUCCCGACCGGGGAAGUCAGCAGUUUCCACAGUGAUGUCGAAAAACUGACGCGAGUGGAACUUGAUACUUCAAAUAGAGAGAAUGUGAUCACAGCCACAAACUUCUCAGCUACCUCUACAAUAUAUACUCUAAAACAAGAUAACACGCAGAAUAUCUACCGGGUCAGCCCCGAUGGGUCUCUGAGAGUCACCUUUGCCAGCGGAAUGGAAAUCACGCUUAACACGGAGCCUCAUAUUCUAGCAGGGGUUGUCAGCCCCACUUUGGGGAAGUGCAAUAUCUCUCUUCCUGGAGAACAUAACUCAAAUCUCAUUGAAUGGCGGCAAAGGAGGGAGCAGACCAAAGGCAAUAUCUCCACGUUUGAGAGAAGGCUAAGGGCCCACAACAGAAACCUGCUCUCCAUUGAUUUUGACCAUGUAACCAGAACAGGAAAGAUUUAUGAUGAUCAUCGAAAGUUCACUCUUCGGAUUAUGUAUGACCAGACAGGACGCCCAAUUUUAUGGUCACCCAUCAGCAAAUACAAUGAGGUCAAUAUCACUUAUUCACAUUCUGGAUUAGUCACCUAUAUCCAAAGAGGAACCUGGACUGAGAAAAUGGAGUAUGAUCCAAGUGGGAACAUAAUUUCCAGAACAUGGGCAGAUGGUAAAAUAUGGAGUUACACAUAUUUAGAAAAGUCCGUGAUGCUCCUGUUGCACAGCCAGCGCCGCUACAUCUUUGAGUACGACCAGUCGGACUACCUGCUGUCGGUCACCAUGCCGAGCAUGGUGCGCCAUGCCUUGCAGACCAUGCUGUCCGUCGGGUACUACCGCAACAUCUAUACCCCUCCGGACAGCAACGCGGCUUUCAUACAGGACGUCACCAGAGACGGUCGGCUUCUGCAAACGUUAUACCCUGGGACAGGACGCAGAGUUCUUUACAAGUACACCAAGCAGUCCCGACUUUCCGAGAUUCUGUAUGAUACUACUCAAGUCACGUUCACCUACGAGGAAUCCUCUGGGGUUAUUAAAACAAUACAUUUAAUGCAUGAUGGGUUCAUCUGUACCAUCAGAUACAGGCAAACAGGUCCGCUUAUUGGUCGCCAAAUCUUCAGGUUUAGUGAAGAAGGGCUUGUAAACGCCAGAUUCGACUACAGCUACAACAAUUUCCGUGUCACAAGCAUGCAGGCCAUGAUAAACGAGACGCCUCUUCCCAUAGAUCUGUACCGUUACGUCGAUGUCUCUGGAAGGACGGAACAAUUUGGGAAGUUCAGUGUAAUUAAUUAUGAUUUAAACCAAGUUAUAACCACCACUAUGAUGAAACAUACCAAAAUUUUUAGUGCCAAUGGUCAGGUGAUUGAAGUUCAAUAUGAAAUUCUCAAGUCUAUUGCUUACUGGAUGACCAUCCAGUAUGAUAAUAUGGGUCGUAUGGUGAUCUGUGACAUACGUGUAGGUGUAGAUGCCAAUAUAACAAGAUAUUUUUAUGAAUAUGAUGCCGAUGGUCAACUUCAGACUGUGUCUGUGAAUGACAAAACCCAGUGGCGCUACAGCUAUGACCUUAAUGGCAACAUCAAUUUGCUGAGCCAUGGGAACAGUGCGCGCCUCACUCCUCUGAGAUAUGAUCUGAGAGAUCGCAUUACCAGACUUGGAGAAAUUCAGUAUAAAAUGGACGAAGAUGGUUUUCUCAGGCAAAGAGGCAAUGAGAUCUUUGAGUACAACUCUAACGGUCUGCUGAACAAAGCGUACAACAAAGCGUCUGGCUGGAUGGUGCAAUACUGUUACGAUGGCCUUGGAAGACGAGUUGCAAGCAAAUCAAGCCUAGGACAACACUUGCAGUUCUUCUAUGCUGAUCUCUCCAAUCCAAUAAGAGUCACUCACUUGUACAAUCAUACUAGCUCAGAAAUAACAUCCCUGUAUUACGAUCUUCAAGGUCAUCUCAUUGCAAUGGAAUUGAGCAGUGGAGAAGAAUAUUAUGUUGCUUGUGAUAACACUGGAACACCUCUAGCUGUAUUUAGCAGUCGGGGCCAAGUCAUAAAAGAGAUUUUGUACACCCCAUACGGAGAGAUCUACCAGGACACUAAUCCAGAUUUCCAGGUUAUCAUUGGUUUCCAUGGAGGGCUCUAUGAUUCCCUUACUAAAUUAGUUCAUCUGGGUCAGCGGGACUAUGAUGUCAUCGCGGGUCGGUGGACGACACCAAAUCACCAUAUAUGGAAACACCUGAAUGCUGUCCCACAACCAUUUAAUCUCUACUCAUUUGAAAAUAAUUACCCAGUUGGCAGAAUCCAAGAUGUUGCUAAGUAUACAACAGACAUUGGAAGUUGGCUGGAGCUGUUUGGUUUCCAGUUGCACAACGUACUACCUGGAUUCCCAAAACCAGAGAUAGAAGCUCUGGAGACAACAUAUGAACUUCUACAGCUUCAAACAAAAACUCAAGAGUGGGAUCCUGGAAAGACUAUCCUUGGUAUUCAGUGUGAGCUCCAAAAGCAACUCCGAAACUUUAUAUCCUUGGAUCAACUUCCUAUGACGCCCAGGUAUAGUGAUGGCAAGUGCUCCGAGGGAGUGAAGCAACCGAGAUUUGCAGCUAUUCCUUCAGUAUUCGGAAAGGGCAUCAAAUUCGCUAUAAAGGAUGGUAUAGUGACAGCUGACAUUAUAGGCGUGGCUAACGAGGACAGCCGGCGCAUUGCUGCCAUCCUCAACAACGCUCACUACCUGGAGAACCUGCAUUUCACCAUAGAGGGCCGAGACACGCAUUACUUCAUCAAGCUGGGGUCUUUGGAAGAAGACUUGGCCCUAAUCGGCAGCACUGGAGGACGACGCAUCUUGGAGAACGGCGUCAACGUCACAGUGUCACAGAUGACGUCUGUGAUCAACGGGAGGACUAGACGCUUUGCUGACAUCCAGCUCCAGCAUGGCGCCCUGUGCUUUAACGUUCGGUACGGAACAACGGUGGAAGAAGAAAAGAACCAUGUCUUAGAGAUAGCCAGGCAGAGAGCCGUGGCUCAGGCCUGGACUAAGGAGCAGAGACGGCUGCAGGAAGGGGAAGAAGGUAUUAGGGCAUGGACAGAUGGAGAGAAGCAGCAGCUUUUAAGCACUGGGCGGGUACAAGGCUACGAUGGAUAUUUUGUUCUAUCUGUGGAGCAGUAUCUCGAACUUUCUGACAGUGCCAAUAAUAUUCACUUUAUGAGACAGAGUGAAAUAGGCAGAAGGUAACAAAGAAAAUCUCUGCCUUUGCGUCACCAAAGACUGCCUGUUUUUAAACGUAAAAUGGUUUAUUGUAUUGGUUUUUCUAGAUCAGAACUCUGUAUAUAUAAAUAUAGAGGAAAAAACAUAUCCAACUGCCUUUAAAUGUGACAGAAGAUGGUAUUUUAAUAUUGUUCGUUUAACUCUUUGAGAGAUGACAGUGACAAUUUUUAGUUCUUGUGUGGCAGUAUUCAAAAAUUUCAGAAGCAGAGUCCUGACAGCUGAGCAGCGCGACCUGCGCGCGAGAUGCCCGGGGUGACACCGCACAUCCCUGCGGGGUAGGGGAGAGCCCAGCGUGCUCUGCCUUCUUCUAAAGAAACACGACUUUUUUGUUGUUGUUGAUUUACUAAUUCACCAAUUAUUCAAAAGGUUACAGAGCCUGAUUCUUCAACCCGUGUUUCCUGUGGGUAGUUUUUAUCCCAGUGAGAUCUCCCAUAAGUUCAAGGGAUUGCAUACAGAAACCAGACUGUGUAUGGAAACUUCGUAGUUGCUCACCAACCCCGCACAUGUCAUUCCUCACAGCUAUGAUAUAAGGGAUUUUCUAACCUGGGAAACCCAACUGGCGUUGGAUACAGUAUGGAAAGGCUGUCACAUAUGGCCUUUAGCUUUGCUCAGCCGUAGCCAUCUCUCAGCCUCUCAGUGACAAACACCACGUUGCGUCUACUUUUGCAUGUGGGGGCCUCUCUCCCAAGGUUUCCCUCGGCACUGGGUUAUGCUGGAGUCCAGCAGCACACGUGGGGCUGCCGAUCGUCCAGACAGAGGGGUGCAGGGUGGCACCGCACUGCUGGGCUUCAGCCAGGCAUCGGGGUGGCCAAAGAAGGGCUUCGCAAGCGCUGUGGUCAACACCAGCGUGCUCCAGACUGGGCUUUAACUCAGUGCUUUUGGGACAACCCUCGUUACCCGGCCGGGGGGUUCCCAGACGGUUCAGUAACAACAAGCCAUGCAGGAUCAGUCCUGUCUGUAGUCAUUGGGCCAGAACUCAUCUUUUCACAGAUCAUUUGGAAACUGCAGUGUUGUUGGGUUUAGGCAUCGCGGUUUUUUCAUCUCAAAUUAAUAAUCCGGUUGUAUUACUCAUUUUUUUUUGAGUCUGAAGAAGAUUGGUGGGUUGGGAGUUGAUGAACCUAAGUGUGGAUAGUAAAUAUGUUGAUAAACAUAGAACAUUUUGGGGAUGACUCUUCACUUUUCAGCUCAAUAUCUAGAGCACAUAGAAAAGCAUUAUAUUGCAUGGGCAGAAAUUUUUAUUUCCCAAGGUAUCAUGCGCUGCUGGCACAGUUAUUUCACAGCAGAGUAGGUGAACCUUCUUUCAGCUUGUCAUUUUUAAAAGACCUGAUUAUCGGGAGGGGAGGGCACAUGGGGAGGGGGAAACAGGUAAGCAGAGUUCCUUUACUGACUUUCAGAGGGAGCUAGAAGUCUUGUUAUAGAGCCUGUGUAUCCGUAACAGUGAUGUUAUUGCACAUUCUUUCAAAACAGACAUAGCAAAUAUAUUGAAACAAUUUCUGCUCAUAUUUACGGAAGCCAACAAAGUGCUUUCUUUGUCUUUCUUCCUUCCUUUCCAGUUUUCUUUUUUCCCUUUUUUGGGGGCAAGUGGAGCAGACUGUACCAAAGUUAGAGAUGAGCCUGAACUGGCACCUGAGACCUGACCCCCCCGGGGGUUUGGACUCGGGUCUCAGCCUCACGCCAUUAGUGUCUCCUUCCAGACUCCUUCCGCUCCCCCGGGAGCCAGCGCAGCUUUGGGGGUGCAGGAUUAGGCUGAGUGAGAGCCUAGUCCCUAAAACCACCCUCUACUCCCCAGCCAGGAGGAACUGUGGACCAAAAUCUGCACAUACACGUCUUGGUGGGGCUCAUCGUUAACUAACGUACAGAAUUGGGAGCUGACAAUCCAGGUUUGACAGCUCUGAUUUCCGUAAUUUUCCAUACGAUCAUGGAGAACUUGAAUACCUCCACACCAGCCUAAAAAUGGACCUUCAAAUCCUUGAGCCUCUAAUAUGCUUUUAAUCAACGGAAGAAUAAUUUAUGAAUUGUAUAUAGAGAGCGCAUUCAUAAAUGUGAUGAUGUAUUUUAUCACUGAUCCAAGAUGUCAAUAUUAGAGUCUAUUUUACUUAUAUUUUAAGCAAUUAUACUUUUUUGCAAUUCACUAAUGAGGUAUCAUUUUCAAACUGCUUUAAAUAUCCAUUAUAAACAAAUAUUUGAAGCUAUUAGAAUUACCUUGAACUGUGCAUUUCUAGUAUGUAAUACAUAUUUAGUUAGCUUGUGCCUUUAGUUUCUUAAAGUUAUAUUUGUAUUAUAUGCAGGAAAUGCACUUUGUAUUACCUACAGCUGUGUUUUUUAAUACUGCCUUGAUUACUGUUGUUCUCAUAUUAUGCCAAAAGGUCAAAGAGUGAAAUGUGUUACAAGUUUGUCACUGAAAGUAGAUUUGGCAUUUUCCCAGUUCCUGGGUGCAGUCUAAGGUACAUCUUUGAACAAUAUUUCUUAUGAGAAUAUGGAUGUGUGAAGAAUCACAUGACAUUACGUGGCCCGGUUACACAAGCAAAAAAAAAUGCCUUCGCCGUAACAGUUUCAGAAAUUUAGGAAACUAAAUGAAAAUGUCGUGUUGAGAUGACAGUGCUAAAGAAACGCGGUGUUGCUGAAGGAGCACUGGAGACUGAAGCCGCAGCUACGCGCGGGCCAGCCAGCAGUGAUUCCCGAGACUAUAGCAAACACAUAGCUUUGGACCAUCUUGUUCAUGAACAACCUCAGAUGGAGGCAGGGAAGAUUUCAGUCUCCAUUUUUUUCUUCCUACUAGUUAGACCAAUUUCUCAAUGUUGUUUUUUGUAGUUUUUCUUUUCUUUUUUUUUUUUUUUUUAAUUUUGCACUAUAGCCUAGAGACCCAAAUGAGAAAAAGCAAAAAAGAAAAAUAGUGGCAUGGAAAUUUAUACUGUUAUUUAGAUCAGAGGAUUUGAUGCUAGCGUUCUGCACUGCAAACAAGGUUCUGAAAGUGGAAAAAAUAACAUAGAAUUAAAUUAAAAUAAAAUUAAAACCACUAUUGCACACUAUCCUGUAGCAAAUGCCUACCAUGAGAAAUACGUGCUAUAUUUUCUAUGACAGCCAAACCAAUAGUGUGUACAAGUAAGGUUUCCUUUGCUUUCAUAUUUAUUUAGCAAAUCUAGAACAUUUCAAAGGUAUAAAUAUAUAUAUAGAUAUCUACGUAGAACAUAGCCAAAUAAAUAUAUACGAACUGGUCGAUGUGCAACUCGGUAUACACAUCCUAGCCGUUUGGUUUGAGCUCUCUAACGUGCUCUCGGUUGUGCACGAGGGGGGAGACGCGGCCUCUCCCGAAGCCCCGGCGCCCCGGCCCUGCGCUGCCCUCCCCGCCGAGCCCCCGCUGCCGGUGGCCGGGGCCAGGGCCGCGGAGCUGCAGCGCUGCCGAGGCCAUCGCUGCUGCGGGCAGCCGAGGUGCGGUUCCGAAGGGGAAGGCGGUUUAGGCAGAGGAGCUCCUGUUCUAGCCUGAGCAAAAGGAGAUGAACAGCUCGCUGGCAGGGCGUGAGCGUGCUCGGGGGGAUUCGCCGGAGCGCAGCUGAUCCAACGCGGUGAUGCUCGGAUCAGGCUGCGCCGACAGCCCUAAGGGGUUUCCCUGUCAACUGCUGACUGUUAUUUAAACCCAUCCUUGAUACAAAACAUUACCAGGUCGAAAGCGCCCCGGCUGUCAGAGGAAUCGCUUCUCGGCAGGAACUGGGACCGGUGGAGUCGGACUCGCUGUGGAUUUGUCCGGGCAUUUGUCACCUGCCAUUAUUUGUCUAAGGAAACGUGUUUGACAAUUUCCAGUUUUUCCUUAGAUCUCGUGGUGGACUUUAGCCUUUUAAUAAAUGUUAGUAUAUCAGAUCGUGUCCUUGACAGUAUUUUACUUGUAUGAACCAUGAUAAAACAUUAAAAUCUUCAUACUCUUCAGGCAGAAGUGUCAAUAAACGAGAAAGAGAAGCAUAGCAUACGAUAUAUGUCAAAGUAACGUUCCUUUUUAGCUUUCUCAUCAACAGUAAAAAUGUUUACAAUGUAUGCCAAGAUCUUCGGUUUCUGUCUAACACCGGUUAGAGGUUCUGAUCUUAACAGAAAUUGUGUUAUAAUGGCCUCAGCCUCGUUGCUAGGAAACAAUAGAUCCCAAUUUUUUUAUUCCUGCUCUAACUCCUGUGCUGAAUAGUGACUGGAUACUGUACAGGUUUAUGUUAUAUGGCUGCAGUUACAUGGUCUGAUGCAUUUUGCUCUGGGUUUCAGACCAGAAGCAUGCAUUUUCUACAAGAACAUCCCAGCAACGCGCUGUAAAUAUUAAAAGUUAAUAUAUUAUGUGUCGAUAUUUGAAAAAGAAAGUACUUUGACUAUUUCAUUUUUAAAAAAUAAA
This is a messenger RNA of Phalacrocorax carbo (great cormorant), 13248 nucleotides long. The record is from RefSeq and is a predicted model, not a curated record. NCBI's taxonomy places the organism in Eukaryota, Metazoa, Chordata, Aves, Suliformes, Phalacrocoracidae.